CUAUAUAGCGACCCACCAAUGUGUAUCUACCCUUCAAAACUUCAAGCCUCUUAACUAUCAAAACCCAUAUCAUCCACCUCUCUCAAUUCACCACCAACCAUCUCCAUCUCCCUCUCCCUCUCCCUCUCAUGGCUGUCUCAUGGGAGGAAAGUGUCGAAUACUCCAUCAACACCAUUUACCUCCUCUUCUCCGCCUACCUCGUCUUCGUUAUGCAGCUUGGCUUUGCCAUGCUCUGUGCUGGCUCCGUUCGAGCCAAGAACGCCAUGAACAUAAUGCUCACCAAUGUCGUCGACGCAGUGGUAGGUAGCCUCUCUUUCUACAUCUUUGGCUUUGCUUUUGCAUUUGGAGAAGGCGCCCGUUCCAACCCUUUUAUUGGUACAAGUUUCUUUGCUCUCAAUGACAUUCCCAGCUCCUCUUAUGGCUAUGACUACAGCUUCUUCCUUUUCCAAUGGGCUUUUGCUAUUGCGGUUGCUGGCAUCACUAGUGGGUCCAUAGCUGAGAGAACCCAAUUCAGUGCAUAUCUCAUCUUCUCCUGUUUUCUAUCUGGGUUUGUGUACCCUGUGGUGGCUCAUUGGGUUUGGUCUGAUAGUGGUUGGCUCAGCCCCAAAUCAAGUAACUUGCUGUUGGGUUCUGGUGCCAUUGAUUUUGCUGGGAGUGGUGUGGUUCAUUUGGUUGGUGGAGUUGCUGGGCUUUGGGGUUCUUUCAUUGAAGGUCCAAGAGUGGGCCGGUUCGAUGCGUUUGGGAAGCCCAUACCCAUUAGAGGCCAUAAUGCAACUCUUGUGGUCCUUGGGACUUUCUUGCUAUGGUUUGGGUGGUUCGGGUUUAAUCCGGGCUCGUUUGACAAGAUUCUUGUGGCCUAUCCAGACACAAGUGAUCAAGGGAAUUGGACCGCGGUGGGCCGAACAGCGGUUAUCACCACAUUAGCCGGUUCGACUGCCGGAAUUGUAACCCUAUUCGGCCGGCGCUUACUAGUGGGCCAUUGGGAUGCUCUAGAUGUUUGCAAUGGAGUGCUUGGUGGGUUUGUGGCAAUUACAUCAGGAUGUGCUGUGGUCGAGCCUUGGGCUGCUGUCGUGUGUGGAUUCUUCGCAGCCUGGGUCUUAAUUGGGCUCAACAUCUUGGCCCUAAAGCUACAGUUCGAUGACCCAUUAGAAGCGACCCAACUGCACGGCGGGUGUGGGGCAUGGGGAUUGAUAUUUACUGGGCUGUUUGCAAAAGAGGAGUUUGUGAUCCAAGUCUAUAAUUCGGGCACUGUGGGUACCGUACGGCCUUAUGGUCUCUUGAUGGGUGGCGGCUGGGGUCUGCUCGGAGCCCAAGUGACUGAGGUUUUGGUCAUUGCGGCCUGGGUCAGCUUGACAAUGGGCCCUCUUUUCUACGCGCUUCACAGUCUUCAGAUUUUGAGGAUCUCUGUUGAUGAUGAAGUUGCAGGCCUUGAUGUUUCUAGUCACGGAGGCCAUGCCUAUGUUCAUUCAGAUGAAAAUCAUCCACGCUUUUAUGCAGAAUAUGUGAGCUUGCAAGAUAAUGGAUCUUGAUCCACCAAAUCAUAUAUUAUAUACUCGGAUUCUUGGUAUUGCAAAUUUGCAAGUAUUGCUUUCAAGUUAUCAUUACAUUUCAAAAGGAAAGAACGAAACAUGUGCUAUUACGCAGAACCAGUUUUUCAAGUUACUCUUAAGGCAAUCAGAACUAUGGCCAAAGUGCAUUUACAUU
This is a messenger RNA of Prunus dulcis (almond), 1704 nucleotides long. RefSeq names its product ammonium transporter 1 member 3-like. The record is from RefSeq and is a predicted model, not a curated record. The transcript has a single exon. NCBI's taxonomy places the organism in Eukaryota, Viridiplantae, Streptophyta, Magnoliopsida, Rosales, Rosaceae. Gene Ontology annotation, biological process: ammonium homeostasis; ammonium transmembrane transport. The coding region runs from base 129 to 1529 and encodes 466 amino acids. Gene Ontology annotation, molecular function: ammonium channel activity. Gene Ontology annotation, cellular component: membrane.